This is a messenger RNA of Aplysia californica (California sea hare), 2509 nucleotides long. Its product is annotated as 4-aminobutyrate aminotransferase, mitochondrial. Gene Ontology annotation, biological process: GABA catabolic process. The record is from RefSeq and is a predicted model, not a curated record. Gene Ontology annotation, cellular component: mitochondrion. Gene Ontology annotation, molecular function: pyridoxal phosphate binding. Lineage: Eukaryota; Metazoa; Mollusca; Gastropoda; Aplysiida; Aplysiidae.
CCUCGCAGACAAGACAGCAGUGACAUAACGGCAGGGGUUUUCUAUUCGCGUGGUAUCCGUUGAUUUGUUUUGCUCGAGCUCUGUGAUCAACUGAUCACAAAGGAAACAUCUAAACCCACCCUCAACCGCCCGUCGUAUUCUUAGUUAAUGGCACACAUUAGCCAUCUCGGAAAAGGAAGGCUCGCGCAAUACGUGAAAGAAGGAUUAAAAAGAUGCCAGUCGAUAUCAGCAGCAGUGGCUGAGAAGCCCCAACGUGACCAGGACCACAAUGAAGAGCCCGCCGGACCUCGUAUGGUCACAGAAGUACCUGGGCCUAGGACAAGAGAGCUGGUCAAAGAGAUAGGCAACUAUCAGAAUUCUGACGCUAUUCAUUUCUUCGUGGACUAUGAUCGCUCUAAAGGCAACUAUAUCGUGGAUGUGGAUGGCAACACAAUGCUGGAUGUUUUCACUCAGAUUGCCUCCCUGCCUUUAGGCUACAACCAUCCGAAGAUCGUCCAGGCUAUGUCAGACCCACAGAACCUAUCCACUUUCAUCAACCGUCCAGCACUCGGCAGCUACCCACCAGCUGACUUCGUGGACAGACUCCUCAAGACUUUGCUCUCAUAUCAGCGCAGAAAAAGAGGAGACCGUUUGCCUACGGAAGACGAGAUGACGACUAGUCUGCUCAAUCAGGAGCCCGGGAGCCCAAAGUUGUCUUUCCUUUCCUUCACCAACGGGUUCCACGGCCGAUGCAUGGGCGCCCUGGGUAUGAGCCACGCCAAGUGGUUCCACAAAUUGGACUUUCCAGUCCCGGACUGGCCUAUAGCGCCGUUCCCACAGCUGAAGUACCCACUGGAGGAACACGUCAGGGAAAACGAGCAAGAGGAAAGCCGGUGUCUGGAGCAGGUGCGUGAUUUGAUCGAGAAGUACAGCCAACGAGGAGAACCUGUGGCCGGCAUGUGUGUGGAGCCUGUGCAGUCAGAGGGCGGAGACAACCACGCUAGUCCCGCCUUCUUCCAGGGUCUUCAAGAUAUCUGCAAGGAGACAGGAAUCUAUCUUAUGAUCGAUGAAGUCCAAACAGGGGGUGCUGCGUCAGGGAAAUUUUGGGCUCACGAACAUUUCAACCUGAAAAGUUCCCCAGACGUUGUCACUUUUUCCAAGAAGAUGCUUUCAGGCGGGUUCUACUUCACAGAUGAACUGAGACCUACGGAGGGUUACCGUAUCUACAACACCUGGAUAGGCGAUCCUUCCAAGCUGAUUCUGCUGGAGCAAGUGAUAUCGGAGGUAAAGAACAAGCAGCUGGUUGCCACUGCCGCUGAAGUGGGACAGGUCUUGCUGAAAGGGCUCAAGGACUUGCAGCAAAAGUACCCUGGCUUGCUUCAGAAAGCUCGAGGACUCGGUACACUCUGUGCAGUGGACAUGCCGACUGUAGCCAUAAGAGAUCAAAUUAUUACCAAAAUGAGGAGUAAAGGUGUACACACGGGUGGGAGUGGCGUGAAAACUCUGCGCCUCAGACCAAGUCUCAUCUUCAAGAAACACCAUGCUGAGAUGUUCCUGGAAACUUUGGGUUCUGUUCUCAAGGACAUGGAGCAGAAAUAAGGAGAGAGGAGCUUUAAAAAAUAAAACGUUUUGAUUGUUAUCCAAUGAAAAGAAGCGUAUAAAUCAGAGAAUACUGACUACUUCAUGGAUAUUGGGAAAUAUACGUUUGAUUCUCUCUCGAGCCCGAGAGGUACUUUGGAACACCAUCAUUAUAAUAUACUCUUGUCUUGAGGUAACCUGAUAAAUGUGCAAUUCUGUGUUCAUUAUACACAAUGAAUCAAUGAUACAUACAUGUGUAUCAAUACUCAAUCAAAGUCAGAUGUUUAUUUUAUCCUAUUUUAACACGAUGUUUUGUAUUACCAUGUUGAAUGAUAUACUUUGAGCAUACACAGAUAUAUUCCCUCAUGUGAACAUACAUGAAACACACCAUAUGGUCCGUUGAGUUUUUACAACUUACAUCGGCAAGCACAUGGACAAAUAUUUAUGCAGGCAUUCAUGCAAACAGAAUACCCAAACAUGAAAACGAAGUCUUCUUUAUAUCUUUCUAGUUUGAUUCUUCUUCUUUUAGUUGCACACUACAUGUAUAUAGUCACCGGUACAAUGUGAUGGAUAUCUUUACAUAUUAAUUUUUGUUUUAUUUAUUUGUUUCAAACAUAAUGUCUUUCGAAAGAUAUUUUAAGAAUUCCUUUAAUUCCUUUCCUUUUUUGCCACUAUAAAUUCCACACUUUACAUUUUACAAUGUUCCUUUGUUGGAAACUGUUACAUUGAGGGUACCAUAGUUUGAUAUGCUUCAAUUGACAGCUGCCUUAAUUAUAAUUAUACCGAUUGUACCCGUACGUAGGCCUAUACUGGUCUUAUGUGUUGCCACGAUAGUACAUGUAUCAUGUACUUGUACUUUGAAUUUUUAUUGUAUAGGGAAUUGGGCUAAAAACAAUACUUAUGUUCUCUAUUGUUAAAUAUGUUGAGAAUAAAAUUAUGGUGUAAAUCAGAA